Molecule: messenger RNA, 855 nt
Organism: Puccinia graminis f. sp. tritici CRL 75-36-700-3
Lineage: Eukaryota; Fungi; Basidiomycota; Pucciniomycetes; Pucciniales; Pucciniaceae
Exons: 4
Coding region: 1-855 (284 amino acids)
Molecular function (GO): hydrolase activity
Source: RefSeq, a predicted model, not a curated record
AUGAACUUCUUACGACUCAAGAGCCUAUCCUUCUUACUUGUAGCUCUUUCAAACGAGAGAUUGAUCGGUGCGGAUGAGCAUGUCCAUGUGCGUCGACAGUUCGAUCUAUCCCAGUUCGGCGGCAUGAACCUGGCCAAUCUGGCAGGUCCGGGAGGCGGCUUUGGCUCGAGCGGCUCACCCGCUUCCUUUGGCAACAACUUCAAAGACCUUCCCUCGGCUCCAGGCGGAGAAAAGACGAAUGCUGAAACGGGGGACAGUUCGGCUGGCUGCAAAGCUUACCAUCUCCUUGGGGCUCGAGGAACCUCGGAAAUGUCUGGUUCGAUUGCAUACAACGGGCUGGAACAGAAGGUCUUGGAGGCGAUCCCGGGCGGAAUGAAAGAAGAGCUACAAUCCUCCUCGGCCGGCGACUACACCGUCGGUGUCGCAAUGGAAGCUGAGGCCGCUAUCAAGAUGAUCAACGCUCAACUCGCCAAGUGUCCCAAAACACUCUAUGUUUUAGUCGGCUAUUCGAGAGGAGCUAUGGUUCAAACACAAAUCCUGACUAGCCUCAAAAUCCCAGUGGCCAAUAUUGCAGCUGUGGUUAUGUUUGGGAACCCAUACUUCAGAGCUGGUCUGCCUCAAAACAAAUGCGACGCGAAAUCUGGGGCCGGUGUUGCAGUAGCAAUCAGUCCCAAACUACCAGAGUCGCUGGUCGAUCUAGUCUGUGACUGUUGCGCCACCGGAGAUAUGAUCUGUCAGACCGUAGGAAGCAUGGUCACUCAUCUGGAGUAUGGAGACAAAUUCGGAAGCCUGACAUCCGAAUUCGUGAUUCAAAAGUUGAAGGCUAAAUUGGCUGUCACUCACGAAAAAUCUUAG